Aspergillus heteromorphus CBS 117.55 is the source of this 1972-nucleotide messenger RNA. RefSeq names its product putative homogentisate 1,2-dioxygenase. NCBI's taxonomy places the organism in Eukaryota, Fungi, Ascomycota, Eurotiomycetes, Eurotiales, Aspergillaceae. Gene Ontology annotation, cellular component: cytoplasm. Bases 363 to 1844 code for a protein of 493 amino acids. Gene Ontology annotation, biological process: L-phenylalanine catabolic process. Gene Ontology annotation, molecular function: homogentisate 1,2-dioxygenase activity. The record is from RefSeq and is a predicted model, not a curated record. The transcript has 7 exons.
UUUCGAUCAUAUAUCCUAUGUACUGUACUUCGGCACUUCCGCGAUAGACACGCAGCCGGAGGACCGAGGCAGCAAGCAGGCAGCAAGCAGGCAGCAAAGACCGGGGCGACUUCCCCGCGGGUGACUCAGCCGUGAGUCAUGUGGGGCCGCGAUAUUUCCACUCCUCCUUCCGCUUGUUGCCUGUUCCCUUCGGCAACAUCUCCCCCAGCACAUCUGCCGAACUAUAUCCAACCGGACCGCGCGUUCUCGCAGCAUGACGACCCAUUCUCCCUCCCAUAUAUUAGACGGGAGCUCGUCGCUCCUUGCCACGUCUCGUUCCCUCCCGACUUCCUCAAUCUCCCCCCGUAUAGAUUGCUCUCUUGAUGUCCCCGAUCGCCAUGCCCGCGACGAACGAGCUCGCAGACCCCAGGGAAUACCAGAAGAUAUUUCACUGGGCGGAGACACAGAAGGAUGGCUCGAUCCCCUCCUUCAACACCAGACGGAACGACCCCUAUGAGUACCAAGCCGGAUUCGGCAACUCCUUCGCGUCCGAGGCGGUGCCUGGCACCAUCCCCCAGGGCCAGAACAGUCCUCGCAACGUGCGGUUCGGUCUGUAUGCCGAGCAGAUGACGGCAACGGCCUUUAUUGCCCCCAGGCAUUGCAACAAGAAGGCAUGGCUGUAUCGCGCUCGUCCGGCUGUUGCCCACCAGGGAUUCACCGAUCUCCCUGAUAACAAAGACACCGAGUCCAACUUCCUGGCUAUGAACCCGAGAGUUCAUGUCUCUCCCACCCAGCUUGCUUGGCACCCCUUUGAUAUCCCCAGCAGUGGGGAGGUAGACUUCGUCUCUGGCCUCAAAACGGUGGCUGGCUCUGGCGAGCCCACGCUCCGUGAGGGUCUGGCCACACACGUCUACGUUGCCAACGCCAACAUGACUCAGAGGGCCUUUGUGAAUUCCGACGGGGAGAUGCUCAUCAUUCCCCAGCAGGGUGCUCUCGACAUUCAGACGGAAUUUGGUCCGUUGUUUGUCCAGCCCGGAGAGAUUGUCGUUAUUCAGCGCGGUAUCCGCUUCCGCGUCGAUGUGCCCGAUGGUCCGUCUCGUGGUUAUAUUCUCGAAAUCUGGGGCAGCCAGUUCGAACUCCCGGAACUGGGACCCCUUGGUGCCAACGGGCUGGCCAAUGCCCGGGAUUUCCUGUUUCCCACGGCCAAAUACGAGAUCACUAAAGAGCCGUGGGAGGUGGUUUACAAGCUGGGGGGCAAGUUCUUCAAGAGUACCCAGAACCACAGCCCGUUCGAUGUCGUCGCUUGGCACGGCAACUAUGCGCCGUACAAAUACGACAUGACCAAAUUUGUCAACGUCGGCUCCAUCUCGGUCGACCACAUCGACCCCUCCAUCUUCUGUGUGCUCACGGCCAAGUCGCGUGACAUCACCGCGCCUUUGGCCGACCUGCUCAUCUUCUCUCCUCGAUGGGACGUCGCAUCACACACUUACCGCCCCCCAUACUACCACCGCAACGCCGCCUCAGAACUAAUGGGCCUGAUAUACGGCGAUUAUGGCGGUCGAUCGGAUGCAUUCCAGCCCGGAAGUGUCUCUUUCGAGUGCGGAAUGGUCCCCCACGGCGUCGCCUACGAGGAAUUCAAAGCCGCCACCGAGACCGACCCCCCAGCGAUGCGCAUCUCCGAGGCCUCCAUGGCAUUCAUGUUCGAGUCGAGCCGCCCGUUUACCAUCACAGAUUGGGCCUGGACAAGCGAUAAGAGACACGAGCACGAGCCGAAGAUGUGGGAUAGCCUCGUUGACAACUUCUCCAGCCAUGCGCAGGAGGUGGAGGAGUUAUUGGCGAAGAAGGCCCAGGGAUUGAAGAUUUGAUUCGUAUUGGAUGGCACUGUCUGUUGCCGCGCCGUGUUGUUUUUGAUGUUGUAUUUACCGUGUCGAUUAGCCUUCCAUGCAUGUUUAAUACCUAUGUACUAGUACCUACUUAUAUCUGGAAUCGUCUC